AUGAGUAUACGGGUGAUAUCGCCCUUCCUGCCGGCUAUCAGAAGACGGUGUCCUGGUAACCUUAGGCGUCGGGAAUCUGUUUCUUCGUGGAGCGGACUCUUCAUCGUCGCGUCCGAAAGAGCUGCUGCUGAUGAUGUAAUGCCCUUUGAGAGGGCUUCUUCUUCGUCUGAAAACAGCUGCCUGGGAUUUGAAAAGGAGGUUCUCCUCUAUUCCUUCGAAUCCGCCGGUUCCUUUCCUUUAUCAUUUUGCUUACUGUUCUGGAGUAAACACUCUAAUUCAUGGAAAUUUGUACGAACAAACUCCUGUAUUUCUUCUGCCGUCGGCUUAGGCCGGGACGAUCCUUCCUCCGGGGUGUCCCAGAGAGUGAGUGAGGCGGUGAACACCAUGUGGUCUCCUCCAGGAGUUUUCUGUUCGUUCCCUGGAGUAACCAUGGAAGGCGUUUACCCUGAGGAGAGUUAUCAAGGAUUUGUUCCUUUUAGCACUAACGACAAAGAAAAAGCUCGUUGUUUAUCUGAUGAAUGGUCAGACGCUUUUUGCACGUACCCCAAAUUUGUAUUUAAUGGGAAUAAUCAAGAGGAUGUCGAUGAUACUUUGCUGAGAUACAAAUCCCAAGGGAACUUGUGGCUUUGUUAUCAGUUUGAAAUUACCAUGACGGAUUUCAAUGAUGAUGUUGAUGCAACCCGCUUGGAUAAAUGGCUGAAAACAGCUGUAGAGAAUGGAGUCAAAGAGCUUAAGAUUCAUCUCAAACAUCCUAAUGGUGGUUCAUGCUACGUUAUACCGGACUGCAUUCUUGAAGCUAAAUCUUUGACAAUGUUGUCCCUUGAAAAUUGCAAAUUUCCGAACAAGAUGAAUAGCAACAAUAUUUCGACGGCUUUGUGUAGCAACAUCCACACUUUAGAGUUGCGACAUGUCACAAUGGAUCACCAUACCUUUUCUUCCUUCCUUAUUGCGGGCAAAUCUUUGACAAGGUUGUCUCUUGGAUUUUGCGAGUUUCCGAACAAACUGAAUAAUGUUCCGAUUUUACGUACAAACAUCCGCAGUUUAGUCCUGAUGAGAGUCACAAUCGACAAUGAUUCGUUUACUUCCUUCCUCGCGGGAUGUCCAUCGAUUGAGCAUCUGAGGAUCGAGUACUGCCCAAAGUUGAGAAAAGUGGAGUUGAUCAAUGUCCCCAGCUGCCUCAAAGAAGUUGAGGUUUGCGGGAACUGUUACCCCGGCUUAGUUGGAUUUCAAGCACAUCAAAACCUGGAGAGCUUGAAAUUAGAGAACAUGAUUGUUAAUGGGACAUUCUUUGACGGCGAUUUCGGGAACAAAUUUCCACAGCUAAGAUCGCUCGUUGUUUGGGAUUGCCAUGGCUUUGCAAAACCGAAGUUAACAAGUGGUUCACUCAGGAAUCUAAGUUUCAGUCCUUCCGAUGAUGGGGCGACACACGAAGUAGAGAUUAGUGCUCCCAGCCUCACAAGUUUUGAUCUUGGUGUAUUUGGAGACAAUUUUCCAAAAGUAUGUUUGAUGGCUGGUUCCCCACGAUUGGAAUGUCGUGUAGCUCUAUAUUUUCAUUCUGUUAAAGAUAGGUCCUGGUUUCUAAGCCUGAACAAAAUGUUGUCGGGUUUAGUUCCGUCCCAAAUAUCACUGAAAUUCGUUUUGAGAAGAGGAUUCGAUUCAGACAACAAUGGCAACCUGUCGGAACCUUCCGCUGAGGUAUUUGAUGGUUCGUUCUUGGAUUGCUGUCCUAGUACUAUCACCCUACAUUUGUUUGACAAUGGAAGGGCUUUAUGCAUGUUUGAUUCCCUGCAGCAAAAGUUGAUUGAAAUGCAUAAUCAGGGCAGGCUAAAGGAAAUUCGGAGGUCUGUUUUUCACCAAAAACAAGAAAAAUGCCCGAAACUGCUUCAAGAUAAUUGGGUGAGUUUGUCAAAUGUUGUAUGCAAGUACUGUGAAGAGCACACAUUAAUUCGUUUUGAGUUAGGAUGGAAUCUCCCUUCUAGUUGUUCUAGCAAUACAACUUUGUUGAUGAACCAACAAAUCAAACGUUUGAGGAUUGAGGAUUAA
Molecule: messenger RNA, 2043 nt
Organism: Oldenlandia corymbosa var. corymbosa
Lineage: Eukaryota; Viridiplantae; Streptophyta; Magnoliopsida; Gentianales; Rubiaceae
Source: the annotation of a GenBank genome assembly